GGGGAAGCCGGGCUGGCGGCGGCGGCCGGCCGGGCGCGCACUCUCGGGAUGGAGGGCGAGUGCCCGGCACCUUCGGCGCGCUCCUCGGGCCUCCCGGCUGGGGGCGCCGGCGCGGAGAGCCCCGGGGGCGACGCCCCCCUCCCGGGGAGCAGCGGCUCGUCCGCCCUGCUGCAGGCCGAGGUGCUGGAUCUGGACGAGGACGAGGACGACCUGGAGGUGUUCAGUAAGGAUGCCUCACUGAUGGACAUGAAUUCCUUCAGCCCUAUGAUGCCAACAUCCCCCUUGUCGAUGAUAAACCAGGUCAAGUUUGAAGAUGAACCAGAUGUGAAAGAUCUCUUCAUCACCGUUGAUGAACCCGAAAGCCACGUCACCACGAUUGAAACUUUCGUUACUUACAGGAUUAUUACUAAGACAUCUCGGGGGGAAUUUGACUCCAGCGAAUUUGAAGUUAGGAGACGUUAUCAAGAUUUCCUUUGGUUGAAAGAAAAACUUGAAGAAGCACACCCCACUCUGAUUAUUCCACCAUUGCCAGAAAAGUUUAUAGUGAAAGGAAUGGUGGAACGCUUUAAUGAUGACUUCAUCGAGACACGCAGGAAGGCAUUGCAUAAGUUUUUGAACCGGAUUGCUGAUCAUCCAACUCUAACGUUUAAUGAAGACUUCAAAGUUUUUCUUACUGCACAAGCUUGGGAGCUCUCUUCUCACAAGAAGCAAGGCCCUGGACUGCUCAGCCGGGUGGGGCAGACUGUCAGAGCGGUUGCGUUUUCAAUGAGAGGCGUUAAAAGCCGCCCAGAGGAGUUCAUGGAAAUGAAUAACUUCAUUGAAUUAUUUAGCCAGAAGAUAAAUUUGAUAGAUAAAAUAUCGCAGAGAAUCUACAAGGAAGAAAGGGAAUAUUUUGAUGAAAUGAAAGAAUAUGGCCCAAUUCAUAUUCUCUGGUCGGCCUCAGAAGAAGACCUGGCUGACACUCUAAAAGGUGUUGCCGGCUGCAUUGACAGAUGCUGUAAGGCCACUGAAAAACGGAUGUCUGGACUCUCCGAGGCCCUGCUUCCUGUCGUGCACGAGUAUGUGCUUUACAGUGAGAUGCUAAUGGGUGUUAUGAAAAGAAGAGACCAAAUACAAGCAGAACUGGAUUCCAAAGUUGAAGCUUUGACCUCUAAAAAGGCAGACACCGAUCUGCUCACAGAAGAGAUUGGGAAGCUGGAAGAUAAAGUGGAGUGUGCCAACAAUGCCCUGAAAGCAGACUGGGAAAGAUGGAAACAAAACAUGGAGAAUGACCUCAAGUCAGCGUUCACAGAUAUGGCUGAGGAGAGCAUCCGCUAUUAUGAACAGUGCCUUGCCACGUGGGAGUCCUUCCUGACAUCACAGACAGGUCACCACCUGGAAGAAGCCUCUGAAGAUCAGUUUUAGUCGCCUGGAAGACUUCUGUGUGAUCUUUGGGAGAUAGCGUCUAUUAACCAAAGUUGCUCUUUCUGGAUGGGCUGUGUCCUUUAUAACGUGGAUAAAAGAUGUUUCGCGCUAUCUGGAAAACCAUCAGCUUGAAACUCAGGUAUUCCAGAUCAUUGAUUUGAAUUUGGAUAUAUAUACAUAUACAUAUAUAUACAUUUAAAUAUUUAGCUUAAUUUUGACUAUGUUCUUAAAUUUUUAUGCCGAUAAUUAUACAUAGAAAGUUUUUUUCUUAAAUAUUUGUCCGUGGAAUAUGUCAUUUUAAAUAUAUUGUAAAGACUCAGUUUUAAUAAAAAGUUUAAUAUUGAA
Messenger RNA from Camelus dromedarius (Arabian camel), 1749 nucleotides. It is a transcript of the gene SNX7, whose product is annotated as sorting nexin 7. NCBI's taxonomy places the organism in Eukaryota, Metazoa, Chordata, Mammalia, Artiodactyla, Camelidae. Gene Ontology annotation, cellular component: early endosome; phagophore assembly site. Bases 49 to 1404 code for a protein of 451 amino acids. The record is from RefSeq and is a predicted model, not a curated record. Gene Ontology annotation, molecular function: phosphatidylinositol binding. The transcript has 9 exons. Gene Ontology annotation, biological process: protein transport; autophagy of mitochondrion; endocytic recycling.